Messenger RNA from Glossina fuscipes, 1118 nucleotides. Its product is annotated as glycerol-3-phosphate phosphatase. Bases 174 to 1100 code for a protein of 308 amino acids. The record is from RefSeq and is a predicted model, not a curated record. The transcript is spliced from 5 exons. Gene Ontology annotation, molecular function: phosphatase activity. Gene Ontology annotation, cellular component: cytoplasm. Lineage: Eukaryota; Metazoa; Arthropoda; Insecta; Diptera; Glossinidae.
GUGAAAAAAUAUAGUUUCAGAGACAAACAAUACGUACUACGUGGUGCUGCACAUGAUUUCUUUACGGCUUAUUGUGCAUUAAAUUUUCACGUAAUUAUUUUUAGAGUUUGUAACGGCUAAAAUAAAUUUAUACAGUGCAAAAUCUGGAGAAAGAUACAAAUUUUCAAAAAGUCAUGUCAACACCAAUCCACGUUCGUAACAUUUUAGAUUUAAGUUCCGAAGAGAAGGUGAAAUUUUUAGAAUCAUUCGAUCACGUUUUCUCGGAUAUUGAUGGAGUGGUUUGGAAUGCGAGGACCAUUAUCGCAGGCAGCGGGGACGGAUUUGCUGAGCUACGUAAAGCGGGGAAAAAGAUAACUUUUAUAACUAAUAAUAGCGUGCGAACGGAAGAAGCUUGCUUGGAGAAAUUAAGAAACAACAACAUAGAAAUUGAUGCUAAUCAUCUAAUGCAUCCGGCAAAAUCUACCGUCGAGUACUUGAAAAAUAUAAAUUUCCAAGGUUUAAUAUAUAUCAUUGCCUCAGAUGCGUUCAAAUCAGUAUUAAGAAAAGAAGGUUUUCAGCUAAAAGAUGGACCAAAUGUUAUAUUAGAUGAAUCAUUUUCUCAACUAAUGCAAUAUGUUAUGGACAGAGAACCCAUUAAAGCAGUAAUCAUUGACUUUGAUUUUAAUUUAUCGUUAUGUAAAAUGAUGAAAGCGGUUCAUUAUGCACGUCAAAGUGAUUGUUUAUUAAUAGGUGGCGCCACUGAUAUUGCCUUGCCUAUAAGCAAAGAUAUGACCAUAAUGGGUGCUGGGGUGUUUGUAAAAGCUUUCGAGCAGGCAGCCAAAAGGGAAAUGUUAGUUUUCGGUAAGCCCAGCGAGGCCUUGGCCAAUGUUUUGCUGAAGCGUUAUAAUAUCGAAAAACGUGAACGCGUUCUUAUGAUCGGCGAUAUGUUAGAGCAAGAUAUACGUUUCGGUAAAACAUCUGGCUUUCAAACUCUUUUAGUUCUAAGCGGCGGUUGCUCCAUGAGUGAGCUAAGAGGAGAAAGUGAUCGAAAUGCUAUACCGGAUUAUUAUGCAAAUAGUAUGAAAGAUUUUGUUGAUUUUAUGAAAGAAUUAAAUAAAUGAAAUUAUCACUAAAAAAGA